AUGGGGUUCUUCAGGGCUUUCGCCGCAUUCGGUUUGUUGGCUGGAAAUGGAGCAGUCUGUUUGGUCGACGGGACGGGCCAGCAGGGCUCCAAGGACACUUGCGAAAAGAAUGGAGACAAUCUUGUCCUCCCGUUGUCGGCUACACAGACCUCCCUGACCUUCAAAUGCGGACGCACAUUUACCUCUCUCGACCCUGGUGCGCUUCACGUGUACAGCAGCGCGGAUCCACACACAAAACUCGUGCUUGCAACCGAAAUUCCCGGCGCUACACUUCAGAGUCAAGAUAACGCCCACACGCUAACGGUCCCGGAUCCGCAGAAAAGACCAAUAGACAAAAUAAGUAUCGUAUACUACUGCGUCAAGAAGGCCGCGACUCCAGAUGAAAAGCCGUUACUCAGGAUCCCCUCUCCACAGGCGGCCGAGGAAAAAUGCAAGGUGACUAUCGAGGUCGACGGGAGGCCUCCUGUCCCAGACGACACCGUCACAUGUGAACCUGGUCAGGACAAGACAUUCAAAGUCUCGAAAGCGGAGACUGAAUUGAAGCUUAAGUGCGAAGGCGACCUCACCUUCACACCAGAUGACAACGCGAAGGUGUUUGACGGGAAGGACGGGACGUGCGCGGAUCCGGCAGGCUUGGUCUCCCUGGUGCCUGACGCCGUUCUGAAACCCGACGCAGAGAAAAAGACUUUUUCGCUUAGCAUUCCUCGUCUUCCUUCUGGCACGGUGCCUAAGGAUCUCUGUUAUCGGUGCCAGCCGAAAGGAAAUACGGAGAACGGAACGGCCGGCUCGGCAGACGACAAGGGUUGUAAUUUCCGGAUUGAGUGUAGGAAGCCGAUCAGGCUGCUGGCUCGGGCGCUCAUGGGUCACGAGGCCCAGAACCAGGGCCCGGCCAGCAGCCAACUCCUGGAGGAAGCUCUCCAUCGCAAACCGUUCACACCUGCCCUGUCGGCAGAAAAGAGAAUCAAAGUCUCGAAAGCAGACGAGGAACUGAAGCUAAAAUGCAACGGGGGACUCGCAUUUAAGCCUCAGAAGGACAAACAAGUAUUCAACGACAAGGACGGCCAAUGCAAGAAUCAGGAGACCCUGGGCAGCCGUGUUCGUAAUGCGGUCAUGACGCAUGGCGAAGCUGCUACCCCGACGUACUCGCUGAAAGUGCCUCAUCUUCCCUCGGGUUCUGAGGACAAGGCUCUCUGCUGUGAGUGUUUUCCGAAACCCGACAAGGAAUCGCUGCAAGCUGAGGCAGGUUGCACCUUCCUUGAGGUGCAGAGAGCCGACCAGGCUGCUGAAUCGGCUGCCCGUGACCUGAGAAGCGCGGAAGCGGCUUUGUUUUCGAUAUUCGCGUCCGGCCUUGCUGUGAGAGCGGCGACUGCGUUGAGGUAG
Besnoitia besnoiti is the source of this 1380-nucleotide messenger RNA. RefSeq names its product SAG-related sequence. Gene Ontology annotation, cellular component: membrane. The record is from RefSeq and is a predicted model, not a curated record. The coding region runs from base 1 to 1380 and encodes 459 amino acids. The transcript has 3 exons. Lineage: Eukaryota; Apicomplexa; Conoidasida; Eucoccidiorida; Sarcocystidae.